AUGCCGGUUCCUAAUAACUCUUUAGUCUCUCAAUUUAGCAACUUGAUGUUGUUGCGUGAGUUGCAGUAUGAUACUAUUUCUUUGACUCGUGAGCAUGAUGCAAAUGUCUUAAAGUUAAAUGAAGAACAGAGGGUGGUCUAUGAUAAAAUUAUUGAUUGCGUUUCGAAUAAGAGGCACGGAUUCUUUUUUGUGUACGGGUUUGGUGGUACUGGAAAAACUUUUUUAUACAGGGUUUUGUCGGCUAGAUUGCGAUCUGAGAAAAAGAUUGUUAUAAACGUUGCUUCUAGUGGUAUUACCUCUCUGUUGUUACCUGGUGGUAAGACGGCGUAUUCUAUGUUCAAUAUUCCUAUUGAGCUGACUAAAGAUACUGUUUGUCGGAUUAAGAAGGAUAGUGCAAAAGCUGAGGUAGUCCGAUUGGCCGAUUUGAUUAUUUGGGAUGAGGCACCGAUGACUAACAAAUUAGCAUUUGAAGCGCUCGAUAGGACGUUACGUGAUAUAAUGGUUUCGGUCUCUGAUAGGAAUAAAGAUUUACCUUUUGGUGGGAAGGUGGUCGUUCUUGGUGGUGAUUUCAGGCAGGUCUUGCCAGUUAUUCCGAAAGGUUCUCGUGCUGAGAUUGUCAUGGCUUCGAUAAAUUCUUCUAUCCUCUGGAAAUAUUGCAAAGUUUUGCGUCUGACAAAAAAUAUGAGGUUAACAAUGGGAUUGGAACAAUCAACUCCUCAGGAGUUAAGGUCAUUUUCAGAUUGGAUACUUCAAAUCGGUGAAGGUCGAUGUGGAACAGUGGUCAGUGAUAAAAUUUUUGUUGAUAUUCCUUCUGAUCUAAUCAUUCCUGUCUUGGAAAAUCCAGUGGAAGAUAUUGAUAGGGCGAUUCUGGCUCCGACUGUCGACAAUGUUGAAGAGAUAAACAAUUAUAUAGUUGACUUGUUGCCCGGUGAGGAGAAAAAUUAUCUCAGUACUGAUUCGAUAUGUGGUAGUGAUGUCUAUUAUGAUGUUGAUGUUGAUUGGAUAAAUGUUGAAUUCUUGAAUCAGAUUAGGUGUUCUGGUCUACCUAAUCAUUCGUUGAAGUUGAAAAUAGGCGUGCCUAUUAUUUUGUUGAGGAAUAUUGAUCCACCUGGGGGUUUGUGUAAUGGGACCCGACUUGUUGUGCGAGAUCUAGGGAGAAAUGUGAUCAGUGCGGAUAUUGUUUCUGGUAGCAAUGUUGGGGAUAAAGUUUUUAUCACCAGAAUGAAUAUGAUUCCCAGUGAUACGGUUAUACCGUUUAAAUUCCAAUGCCGUCAGUUCCCGAUUUCUCUGUCGUUUGCGAUGACAAUAAACAAAAGCCAGGGUCAGACAUUAUCAACAGUCGGUUUGUUCUUGCAUCGUCCUAUGUUUUGUCACGGUCAACUUUAUGUAGCUCUUUCCCGAGUUAGGAAUAGAAAUGGUCUUAAGAUUUUACUUUGUGAUGAUGGAUUAGUUGAUCCUAUCAGGACUGAAAACGUUGUAUUUACAGAAGUUUUUGAUAAGAUAUAA
This is a messenger RNA of Arachis ipaensis, 1506 nucleotides long. RefSeq lists its product as uncharacterized. Lineage: Eukaryota; Viridiplantae; Streptophyta; Magnoliopsida; Fabales; Fabaceae. Gene Ontology annotation, molecular function: DNA helicase activity. The record is from RefSeq and is a predicted model, not a curated record. Gene Ontology annotation, biological process: telomere maintenance; DNA repair.